GUAUUGUUGAUGCACGUCUUCGUUUGUCGCAGAGAUUACGCAGCACACAGAGCAUCAAUAUAUGCAAGUUGCUGUGUAGCACUGCAGAACACACCAUAGGCCUAUUAACAACUAGGUCUCACUAUACUUACAGUUUACGAUCUGUAUUGCAGUGGAUUGACCUAUAUGGUAUGGAAACAGAGGCAGCUAAUUGGACUUUGUCAAAUUAGAUCUGUGCUCUCACCCCUGUUGGCUUACAACACACAGGCAGAGAUGACCAUUGACGUGGGAUUUGCGUUGCAUAAUGAGCUUGGAGGGUUCACCAGUGAGGAGAGAUGCUGUGCGCAUGUUUGACGGCUAAUCCCUCAGUUUUAACACCAAUGUGACCUGGAGAGAGAAGGAGCCUAAACAUCAUUAUCAUCAUCAUCAUUUAAAACAAUAUUAACUGUAACUAUCAUUGCAGAGAUAAUUAGAAAAGGUGUUGCGUGGCAGAUUUCAUGAUCUGAUUAAACUAUCCUGCCAAAGUGUGUAACCCAGAUACAGCAUCUCAAUAAACUGUUGACUGUAAAGGAAUUUUUCACCACUCUUAAUAGGCUAGUGGCCCUCAAAACGAGCUGGGUCGCUCUGACUUCAAACAAAACUUGGUAAGACAAGCUGUCGGGGCAGCGUUCCCAAAUAUCCCAAACAAAUCACUUAGAGGUAAACAAUAUGUGCCACAGUCAGGGCCAGGGAGAUAUGAAGAACCUCUGCUGUUGUGAUGUUUCUGAAUUUAAGAACAUCCUCAUGUAGCAUGUGAUUUUAGCUCUUUGAACAGUUGUUGUAAGGGAUAAUAAGCUAAAUGUGGGUGAUAGUGACCCUGUUUUACUGAGUUUUGCACAACUAGUUUACAAUAGUUACUCUUCGUGGUUGCUUUUACCUAAAUUGUUGACUUUGUUGACAUUAAGCAUAGAGAUUUAUAUAAUAAUAUUAUCUCUCCCUGUUAAAGGGUUGUUGAUGAUUUAAAACGUAAUUUUUGUCCAUUCUGACUGUAGCAUCUCUGGCAGGUUUUUCACCUCUAGCCAAGAAAGUUCCUGCUAGUGUAAUGCCCCCACUCUGCCAGUAGGUGUCAGCAAUGCACUUUUCCUUACUUCUGCUUUUUGCCAGGAUUUGUUGCCAAACAAAAAUGGCACACGCAGGUUUUUGACCCAUUUUAUAUACGGAAAUAUUAGCUGGUUGCAGAUAAAACAUGUGUUUAAAUAAUCGUUUUUCCAAAAUAAAUAAAUAAACGAAUAAGUAAAUGAAAACCCCUAAUAAUCGUUACGACUAUAUACGACUAUAAUAAUUUAACAUGUCGGGCCUAAAUCGGGUUAAACCUCUACGUUUCCUCGCUACACGCUGAUUAGGAAACAGUUACAGCUGCCAUUGUUUUGGGGAGAGGUGGGAGGAGUGUGCGUGAUCAUAACAGCAGAGCUAUAAACACUCUGCACUGACUAUGCUCACGCAAUCCAGGAACUAGCCUGUUUAUAGAUCAGCGGAGCGACUGAUUCAACCCUCCUAAACGUCCUCCAAAAGAUUUCUAACACGCUCGACCCCCUCAGCUUGCUUGUCCUCUACAUGGACGAAACUGCCCAAGCAUGCGUGGCGUCCACAUGGACCGUGUCUUCUCAUAACUGCAGGGUUACUCUUUUUAUUGGGUUUCUCGUAUGGCCGGAGCUUGCUGCAAGUGUCCAGUUUCUCUGUCCGUCUUCAAGCGCUCUCUCUCGGUAGCACCGCGGGGCUGCGGGUCCGCUCCUCGGUCCCUCCUGCAAAGCUGGAGACUCGGGGAGCGGGGCCUGCAAGAGGCCGCCCGACCCUGCAGCGCCCUCAGACCCACGGGCUUCUACCGACAAACAGCCUUUCUUUGUCUCUCCUGCCAGGAGUCCAUGAGUGCGAGUCUGCGGACCUGUUACGUGUAUCUGAACCAGACCAGCCGGAGUUUUGCAGCCGUGAUUCAGGCGCUGGACGGAGAGUUGAGACAUGCAGUUUGCAUAUUCUACCUGGUGCUACGUGCUUUGGACACAGUGGAAGACGACAUGACUAUCCCUCUGGACAAGAAGGUGCCCAUGUUGAAUGACUUCCACUCUUACUUGUACCAGGAGGAGUGGUGCUUCAUGGAGAGCCAGGAGAAGGAUCGUCAGGUUCUGGAGGAUUUCCCCACAAUAUCACUUGAAUUUAGAAACCUUGCUCAGGAAUACAGAGAAGUUAUCUCAGAUAUCUGCCACCGUAUGGGAGUCGGGAUGGCUGAAUUUCUGGAGAAGAAAGUGGGAUCCAUGAAGGAGUGGGACCAGUACUGCCACUAUGUUGCUGGUCUGGUCGGCAUCGGUUUGUCUCAGCUCUUUUCUGCCUCUCAACUGGAGGAUCCCGAAGUGGGGCGGGACACCGAACUGGCAAACUCCAUGGGCCUAUUCCUCCAGAAGACCAACAUUAUUCGAGACUAUCUAGAAGAUACACAGGAGGGACGUGCUUUCUGGCCACAAGAGGCUUGGAGCCAGUUUGCAGGUCGUCUGGAGGAUUUGGCUCAGCCUGAGAAGCUGGAGUCAGCUCUGUUCUGUCUCAACUUGCUGGUCACUGAUGCCCUGCGACACGUCCCUGAUGUUAUUGCCUACCUAUCUCGCCUGCGUAACCAGAGCGUCUUCAAUUUCUGUGCCAUUCCACAAGUGAUGGCAAUAGCUACACUUUCUACGUGCUACAACAACCCCAUGGUGUUUCAGGGGGUGGUGAAGAUCAGAAAGGGACAGGCUGUCACCCUCAUGAUGGAAGCCACCAACAUGAGAGCUGUGCAGACCAUCAUCACCCAAUACACCCAGGAGAUUUUACAAAAAGUCUCGCUCACCGAUCCAUCACGGGACAAGACCCUGCAUAUCCUGGCUUUAAUCCAAGAGAAGUCCGCCCUGUCGCAGUCCAGCUUCCCCUCCAGAACCCACCACCUGUCUCCCAUGUACCUGUCAGCUGCCAUGCUACUGGCCGCUCUCAGCUGGCAGUACCUCAGCACUACUGCAGCACAGGCGCAGGGUACGGGUGACAUGCAGGGACAGUGAGCACAUUUAAACUCACUCCUCUUGGAGCUCAAAGACUGGAGAAGUCUAGAUGCCCUCUGGAGUUUUAAUACUCCUCCUGACUUGUGGAAUCCGAGGCACUUCUUCCCACUUUGCGGCUUCAUUGAGGCUGUAAACGACCAUGGACGUAUUGAAGCCGCAGCCCGGUCUCGUUAUGUUGUGUGAUAGUAAAUUGCUGAAUUGAUAGUCCAUCCUCCAUCAGACUCAAAAACCACGAUGACCAUUUUAGGAUUUUGGGGAAUGGGAUUUGUUUAUUUUUGUUUCAAAGUUUAGUUUUGAUUUAUUUUCCCUAAUAUCAACUUUAGCUUUGUAUUCUUAUGUCUCUUUUAGAAGAAACACUUGAAAGUUACAUAAAUCCACUUUACAGUAUUUGCACUGUGUUGGACUGAUCUCUCCUGAAGUUUGUUUCAGUACAUUUCAUGAUUGAAUUUAAUUACAACCGUCUCUUUUAAAAUAUUCAGAAAAGAACUGUGUGCAAUACUGUGGUAGUUUAAUCUGAACUGAACUGUUCAAAUGGAUUAGGAGAAAAAAAGCUAUAUUGAAGGUAUGGAAGUUGCUAGGUAAGUGUCCUUAUUACGGCUUUGGUGAGUUGCGAGGCUAGCUCAGAGGAAUCUUGUACAGAACCAAAGGAGCGCUGCAAACAUUGCUAUGUAAUGUGACAUUUUGAUUUGUACAUAUUUGAACAAAUUAAAAAGUGAAAGAUUGUAAA
Messenger RNA from Melanotaenia boesemani (Boeseman's rainbowfish), 3762 nucleotides. RefSeq names its product farnesyl-diphosphate farnesyltransferase 1 (gene fdft1). Lineage: Eukaryota; Metazoa; Chordata; Actinopteri; Atheriniformes; Melanotaeniidae. Gene Ontology annotation, biological process: farnesyl diphosphate metabolic process; cholesterol biosynthetic process. The transcript has 7 exons. The record is from RefSeq and is a predicted model, not a curated record. The coding region runs from base 1662 to 3035 and encodes 457 amino acids. Gene Ontology annotation, cellular component: endoplasmic reticulum membrane. Gene Ontology annotation, molecular function: squalene synthase [NAD(P)H] activity.